Messenger RNA from Trichomonas vaginalis G3, 1410 nucleotides. RefSeq lists its product as uncharacterized. NCBI's taxonomy places the organism in Eukaryota, Parabasalia, Trichomonadida, Trichomonadidae. The coding region runs from base 1 to 1410 and encodes 469 amino acids. The record is from RefSeq and is a predicted model, not a curated record. The transcript has a single exon.
AUGAACAACUCUUCAAAGCUGUCGAAGACAAAAUCAGCGAAAGAACCUGCCGAAAUCUCUAUUUCUGAGUCCUUUAAGAGGUAUGAAACAGAAUAUCAAAAUGUAUUAAAGAUUGAAAAACAUAAUGAACAAUUAACUGAAAAAAGCAUAGCUUUGAACAGACAAAUUGAAGCUCUUCGAUACAAAAAUAACAGAGAUCAACAAAUAUUGCAGGUUAGACAGAAUUUCAUUCAAAAACAAACCGCAAAAAUCGAAGAAAAUAUAAAUAAAUAUCAAGAUGAUAUAGAAAAGGCAAAAGGAAUCAACAAUGAGAUUACUUCAGUUCAGAACGAAGGCCAGUCAUUAAUUGAACAAAUUAACAGUAAAUUAGAAAAUUUAAUCCCUCCAGAACCUCCGAAAUGGGCUUCUGAAGAUGAAAUGUUGCAAUACAAGAGAGCCAAACUUAAGGCUAUCAAAUUCAAAAACGAAAUGCAAAAGAAAUUAAUCCAAAAUUUAAUUCCUCAUCAAAAAGAAAUUUUCCAGCUUCAAUUACAAGCAUUCCAAGAUAGAUUGAAUGCUGCUGAUAAAAGAUGCUCAGUUAGCCAGAAAAUCCUUGAAGAUCAGCACGAAUACUUAAUCAAGCAGAAAGAAGCUGAAAUUUCCGAACAAAACGAUGUAGCUGAUGAUGCUGAAUUAUGCAUAGCCAGAACCCAAAUAGAUUCCUUCGAAUUCGACGUCGGAAACCAAAUGAUUUUAACAAGUGACUUAGAAGCUUCAAAUGACCAGCGCCUUAAGAAUCUACAAGCCAAGGAAGCUGAAGUAUCCGAAACCGAGCAAUUUAUCAAGCAAGCGCAGAUCAGUUCCGCAACUUCCAAAUCCCAAAUUGAUUUUGAACUUUUCGACGCGCAAUCGACCAUCCCGUUAUCAGAGAGUAAUGAACAACUUGUGAUUCUUGAUCCUGAUGUCCCACAGGACGCAAUUGUCACUCAAAUUGUAAAUCACGCAGAUCAAGAGUAUCCUGAUGGAAAAGAGAAGCAGAGACGUGAAGAUUUCCUUAAUAGAUACCAUCUCAAGGUCUCUAACUUUGCUUUAUUGAUCAGAGAAAGAUCUGAAAUUGAAGCUCUUCAAUUACAGAUAAAUUAUGCCCAAAUUGAGCAGAAAGAAGCUCAGUUUACCUUAUCUCAGAAGGAAGCACUCGUUGCAAGAACAAAAGAAGCUUUAAAGCGUCAAAAAGAAUUAUUUGAAAAAAUGAAAGCAAAAGUAGAUGAAGCAGACGUUGGAGAUGAAUUCAUUGAGAAGUAUAUUGAUAGAAAUGAUAGAAUCCUUCAGGAAUCUCGCGGUCUUCUUGAAGCAACAAGGAAAGAAACAAUUGAUGCUGAAAAUGAGCUCAAAGAGCUUCAGGAAGCAUUAAAUGCUAUGAGUAAUAAUUAA